Molecule: messenger RNA, 1783 nt
Organism: Hyposmocoma kahamanoa
Lineage: Eukaryota; Metazoa; Arthropoda; Insecta; Lepidoptera; Cosmopterigidae
Product: GTP cyclohydrolase 1
Exons: 5
Coding region: 76-621 (181 amino acids)
Biological process (GO): tetrahydrobiopterin biosynthetic process; tetrahydrofolate biosynthetic process
Cellular component (GO): cytoplasm
Molecular function (GO): GTP cyclohydrolase I activity; zinc ion binding; GTP binding
Source: RefSeq, a predicted model, not a curated record
CACGAGAACUGCACCUUCCACCAUGACCUGGAGCUGGACCACAGGCCUCCCACCAGGGAGGCUCUGCUACCUGACAUGGCCAACUCUUACAAACUACUGCUCACUGGUCUCGGAGAAGAUCCUGAACGUGAUGGCUUGCUAAAGACUCCAGAACGCGCUGCUAAAGCCAUGCUGUUCUUCACUAAAGGAUAUGACCAAAGCUUGGAAGAUGUCCUGAACAACGCAAUCUUCGACGAAGACACCGACGAGAUGGUGGUGGUGAAGGACAUUGAAAUGUUCUCCAUGUGCGAGCACCACUUGGUGCCUUUCUACGGCAAAGUCUCCAUCGGUUAUCUACCGCAGGGCAAGAUCUUGGGACUGAGCAAGCUUGCCAGAAUCGUGGAGAUUUUCUCCCGCCGUCUCCAGGUACAAGAGCGCCUUACCAAGCAAAUCGCUAUUGCGGUCACCCAGGCAGUGCGACCUGCUGGAGUCGCCGUUGUCGUUGAGGGAGUCCACAUGUGCAUGGUGAUGCGAGGAGUUCAGAAGAUCAACAGCAAGACGGUCACGUCAACCAUGCUUGGAGUCUUCCGGGAUGAUCCUAAGACCAGGGAGGAGUUCCUCAACCUUGUCCAUUCCAAGUGAGAAGCUGGCUGGAACUUGGCGUUCUUUUGGCUUCACUUGUGUUCUGAUGUCUUGGCUUUGUUUAUGAUCUAUUUUUAAGUAUCAUCUCGGAGCGUAUAUUACUUUUCCUAUCUAUAUCAUAAACGUGAAAGCUUGUGUAUUUGUUUUCAGGUAGAAUGACUUGUGUUACCUGUUUUGGUAUUGCAAAUAUCAUUUUCAUUCGCGACAUUGAUAUAAUAAUUGAUUUUUGUGAUUGAAUACUCCGGAUGAUUGUGAAAUAACUGGCACAUGGGACUUUUCAACUUAUAUCUUAUGGGUGACGGGCGCCAGUGGCAGUUCCCCCAGAUCUUUGGGUUUUGAAGCUUUUUGGCACUGCAACUGUUAUUGACAGGCGUGUCGCUUACAAUCAGGCGCACGACUCGUCCGUCCCGCCACUUGGUAUCAUCAAAACAGAUUAUAUUACAUCAACAUAGAUAUUACAUCAAUUCUUUUGUAAGAAGAUACAAGUUUUAAAAAUAUACUAAUAGUAAAUUGUGAAAAGCUACUAAGAUUCGACACUCGAUUGUCCAAUUUAUCCGAAAUAGACUCUACUCAGGGCUCGAUAAAAUCUAAUCCAUUCAUUCAUAUAGUCUAAUUAACUGGGCCAAUGGAAUAUUCUUCAUUUUAGUAACGAUUGUGUCAAUACACGCUCUGUGAUAGAUACUUCUACUGGUUUUAUUUGUAUUUCAUAAUAUCUAUAGCCGUUUUAUUAUUUUUUGUUCCUGUGCAAAUGUGUUUUAAUGUUAUAAACAGAGAUCGAAAUACUCAGAGUGUACAAAUUAAAUUUCCUUGAAAUUCCAUAAUGAUUAAAAAAGAGAUAACAUACCUUUGUGACGAUGCGACCUCCUUCAUCGUCAUCCCACUUUUUAUCAGACUCUUUUUCUGGUUUCUGGCCACUUACUUUUGAAAUUUUGAAUCGUUCUCUAAUUCCUUUCCUUCGUUAUUCUUACUUUGGCUCGUUUGGUCGUCACUCCCAUCAAAAUGCUCAAACCGAGAGGUCGUGCCAUCUUUGUAGUAAAUUUAUACUUUUCAUACAUUGACUUACAAAUAAAUGGACGACGGGUCUAACACAAAAACCACGAAAAAAAUGUCCCAAGUCAACCUAUUUAAACCUUGAAUUUAAAUUGUAAUGUCAUCGCAGUAC